AGCAGCUUGUGUCCUUAGAAACAUUCCAAACCAAAACUUAAGCAGAUGAUUUCAAUCAAGUCAUCUGGAAAUGCACUCACUCCCAGGUGAUCGUCCGUUGCUUCUGUUAAGACCAUUUUUGGAUGGGGUGUUUUAAAGGAAUUGUAGCUAUAGGAUACAUCAAUGAAGCUAUUGAUGAAGGGAAUCCUUGGAGGACCUUAGAAACCUUGCUGUUACCGACAGCAAAUGUUAGAGAUGUGGACCCAGCUUGUGCCCAGCACUACCAGGAUGUUUUAUACCAUGCCAAGUCACAAAAACUCAAGAACCCUGACAGUGCUUCUAAAGUUCUCUGGCUGGAUGAGAUACAGCAGGCUGUUGAUGAAGCCAACAUGGACAAGGACACAGCAAAGCAAUGGGUUACACUAGUUGUUGAUGUUAAUCAAUGCUUGGAAAGAAAAAAGUCAAGUGAUGCUUUAUCUGUAUUGAAGUCUUCUACUCACAAUGCAAAUAACAUAAUCCCUGAAUGUGCUGACAGGUACUACGAUGCCCUUGUAAAGGCAAAAGAACUCAAAUCUGAAAGAGUGUCUGAUGAAGGUUCAUGGCUCAAAUUCAACCUCCAGGAGAAAUAUGACUAUUAUUACAACAUUGAUUCAGAAGAGAGCUGCUGGGUCACACCUGAAUCAUGCUUGCAUAAAGAAUCAUGGCUCACAGGAGAAGAAAUUGAGGAUGUUAUUGAGGAAGUCACAGUAAAUUACAUCCGUGAGAGUAUAUGGUCUGCUUCAGAAGAUUUGCUUCUUCGCUUUCAAGCCACAAACUCAGGAACUGCUCUUAGGGAAGAGUUUGAAGCUAGGAAAUCAUUUUUGUAUGAACAAGAAGAGAAAGUGGUCAAAAUACAGGCUUUUUGGAAAGGACAUAAACAACAGAAGGCAUAUCUGCACAGGCGGCAGAUGUUCAACGAUAACAUUGAUUCUAUCGUGAAGAUUCAGUCCUGGUUCCGAAUGGUAACAGCAAGAAAGAACUACCUUUCACGACUGCAGUAUUUCAGAGACCAUACUAAUGAGAUUGUGAAAAUACAGUCACUAUUGAGAGCAACCAAAGCUAGAGAUGACUACAAAACACUAGUUGGCUCUGAAAACCCACCCUUACCAGUUAUUCGCAAAUUUGUGCACCUAUUGCAUCAGAGUGACUUGGAUUUCCAGGAGGAACUGGAGGUAGCACGAUUAAGAGAAGAAGUGGUGACAAAGAUUAGAGCCAAUCAACAGCUGGAGAAAGACCUGAACCUGAUGGACAUCAAGAUUGGACUCCUGGUGAAGAACAGGAUCACACUGGAGGAUGUAAUUUCACACAGAACAAAGCUGAAUAAGAAAAAAGGAGGAGAAAUGGAAAUAUUUAACACUGACAACCAAGGAAUUAAAAGUUUGAGUAAGGAGAGAAGGAAAAUACUAGAAACAUAUCAGCAGCUGUUUUACCUUUUACAGACCAACCCGUUAUAUUUGGCUAAGCUGAUUUUCCAGAUGCCACAGAACAAGUCAACUAAAUUUAUGGAUACUGUUAUUUUCACACUAUACAAUUAUGCUUCUAAUCAGCGAGAAGAAUAUCUACUACUCAAGCUUUUUAAAACUGCUCUGGAGGAAGAAAUAAAAUCGAAGGUAGACCAGGUGCAAGACAUAGUCACUGGCAACCCUACAGUCAUCAAGAUGGUUGUCAGCUUCAACAGAGGUGCCCGGGGUCAGAACACCCUGCGCCAGCUCCUGGCUCCAGUGGUGAAAGAGAUCAUUGAUGACAAGUCCCUGAUCAUCAACACAAGCCCUGUAGAGGUAUACAAGGCUUGGGUGAACCAACUAGAAACACAGACUGGAGAGGCCAGCAAGCUGCCUUACGAUGUGACCACAGAACAAGCACUCACAUACCCAGAAGUGAAAAAUAAACUGGAGGUGUCUAUUGAGAACCUGAGAAGGGUCACCGACAAAGUCCUGAAUUCUAUCAUUUCCUCCCUUGAUCUACUGCCUUAUGGAUUGAGGUAUAUAGCCAAAGUACUGAAGAAUUCCAUCCAUGAGAAAUUCCCUGAUGCAACAGAAGAUGAGCUAUUAAAGAUUGUUGGAAACCUCCUGUACUAUCGGUACAUGAACCCGGCCAUCGUGGCCCCCGACGGCUUUGAUAUCAUCGACAUGACAGCCGGGGGUCAGAUCAAUUCCGACCAGAGGAGGAACUUGGGAUCCGUGGCCAAGGUUCUUCAGCACGCAGCCUCCAACAAGCUGUUUGAAGGAGAAAAUGAGCAUCUGUCAUCUAUGAACAAUUAUUUAUCAGAGACGUAUCAGGAAUUCCGGAAAUAUUUCAAAGAAGCAUGUAAUGUCCCUGAGCCAGAAGAGAAGUUUAAUAUGGACAAAUACACAGACUUGGUGACAGUCAGCAAGCCAGUCAUUUAUAUUUCAAUUGAAGAAAUCAUCAACACACAUUCACUCCUGUUGGAACACCAGGAUGCGAUCGCCCCUGAGAAAAAUGACUUACUGAGUGAGUUGCUGGGGUUGCUAGGAGAGGUACCUACCGUGGAAUCUUUUCUUGGGGAAGGAGCAGUUGACCCCAAUGACCCUAACAAGGCAGAUACACUAAACCAGCUCUCAAAGACUGAGAUUUCUCUUUUUUUGACCAGCAAAUAUGACAUAGAGGAUGGUGAAGCUAUAGAUGGACGAAGCCUCAUGAUCAAGACCAAAAAGCUGAUAAUUGAUGUGAUCCGGAACCAGCCAGGGAACACGUUGACAGAAAUCCUAGAGACACCAGCCACUGCACAACAGGAAGCCGAUCAUGCUGCAGACAUGGUGAGCCGUGCAGUGAUCGAUUCCAGGACUCCAGGAGAAACGAAAGAUAGCCAGCCUAUGAUGGAAGAUACACAGCUGCCUCUUGAGCAGAAGAAGAGGAAAAUCCAGAGGAACCUUCGGACGUUGGAACAGACCGGACGUGUGUCAUCCAAAAAUAAAUACCAAGACAUUCUCAACGAGAUUGCCAAGGAUAUCCGAAAUCAAAGAAUCUAUCGUAAGCUUCGAAAAGCUGAAUUGGCAAAACUUCAGCAGACCCUGAAGGCACUUAACGAGAAGGCAGCAUUUUAUGAAGAGCAAGUUGAUUAUUAUGACACCUACAUAAAGACGUGUUUAGACAACUUAAAAAGGAAAAAUACUCGGAGAUCCAUUAAACUGGAUGGAAAAGGAGAACCCAAGGGGGCAAAGAGGGCGAAGCCGGUGAGGUACACAGCGGCAAAGCUGCAUGAGAAGGGCAUCCUGCUGGGGAUCGAUGACCUUCAGACAAACCAGUUUAAGAAUGUUACAUUUGAUAUCAUAGCUACUGAAGAUGUGGGCAUUUUCGACGUCCGAUCAAAAUUCCUUGGUGUUGAGAUGGAAAAGGUGCAGCUUAAUAUCCAGGACCUACUUCAGAUGCAGUAUGAAGGAGUGGCUGUAAUGAAAAUGUUUGAUAAGGUUAAAGUGAAUGUAAACCUUCUCAUAUACUUGCUGAACAAGAAAUUCUAUGGAAAGUGAUGUGCCUGCAGACAUUUCAUGGAUUCGCUAUCAUCUGGAUUAGGAAAUGAAUUUGUUUAGUAUUUUUGUUUUUAAACAUGAUUGAAAUCACUGUUUAUAAUGUGUGAUGUUUUAUAAGACCAAAACUGUUCUGAAGAAUGUACCCAUGUGCCUUUUUGAUCAUUGGAUACUGCAGUGGAAUGAUUCGCAGAAUGAAUUGAUGUAAGCACAUGCACAUUGUUCUGUGGUUAUAGGUACUCUAAUUUAAAACUUUGAACAUCUUUUGAUCUGUUUUAAAGUAAGAGGAAAAAUUUAACUGACUAGGGACAAACAUGCAAACCUAUUUUCCUAUAAAAAAAUUUUAAAUGUCCCACUUGAAUAAUGUAAUUCUUCGUAGACUUUUUUUAUCUGUGGAGAAAUUGAAACCUAAUUGUUUGUAAUGAAUUAUUUAGACAGAUAGUUCUAAGCCCUGUCUUCUGGGAGUUAUCAAUUUUAAAGAGAACUUUCGUGCAAUUCAAAAUGAAGUUUUUAUAAGUAAUUGAAAAUGACAAUACAAUAACACUUUCUGUAUAAAAGUAUAUAUUUUAUGUGAUUUAUUCCUACUAAAUGAAAGUGCACUACUGCCUCAUGUGAAGACUCAUUCCAGAGCCUGUGCGUGACGAGGGAAUGACCCGAUGGAGACGUGGCCACCUCCACCCUCACAGUUUAUUGAACACUUCAAUUGUGCCUCUUGAUUUUUUGUAAUGCUAUAAAAUCAGUAUCUAGAUUGUUUUUAAAUGUAUUCUUUGGAAAUUGUUUUAUGUAAAAUAAACAUUACUUAAUUACAUUAA
This is a messenger RNA of Carlito syrichta (Philippine tarsier), 4315 nucleotides long. RefSeq names its product ras GTPase-activating-like protein IQGAP2. The record is from RefSeq and is a predicted model, not a curated record. Gene Ontology annotation, cellular component: cytoplasm. Bases 123 to 3506 code for a protein of 1127 amino acids. Gene Ontology annotation, molecular function: calmodulin binding; actin filament binding; GTPase activator activity. Gene Ontology annotation, biological process: regulation of actin cytoskeleton organization; regulation of GTPase activity. NCBI's taxonomy places the organism in Eukaryota, Metazoa, Chordata, Mammalia, Primates, Tarsiidae. The transcript is spliced from 25 exons.